Aureobasidium namibiae CBS 147.97 is the source of this 678-nucleotide messenger RNA. RefSeq lists its product as uncharacterized. The record is from RefSeq and is a predicted model, not a curated record. NCBI's taxonomy places the organism in Eukaryota, Fungi, Ascomycota, Dothideomycetes, Dothideales, Saccotheciaceae. The transcript has 2 exons. The annotation marks the transcript as partial.
CAACCGAUUAUAUACACUUUGCUCAUCAUUUUCUCUUGCUUGUGCUCUCUGGUAUGCAGUAGCAGUGUCGCUUCAUAUGGUGUGGGAUUCAAUCUCGCUUUUGACUAUGGCACAGCAAGCAUCUGGUACGCAAAUGGUACAGCAGUCGAUGUCGUCAAGCUCGAGGGAGGAGCCGCGUACAAGCAGGUAAUGCGCUCGGUAAAUGUUCUGUCUGACACGUCGAUGUUGUCUACAGAACUAACCAGAGGGUCACUUGGGUUCGUGUCUCUCCAGGACCACCUACCAUUCUGGACUGCUACAGAACCUGUGGAUCCCGAUGCCGGCGCUAUCACAUGGAUGCUCAAAGGCUUAAAGGCAGCUACAGAAGCUCGUGUGGAAGAGCCUCUGGCCGCUGUCGGCAUCAGCAGUUCUUUCUUGGUCCUACGAGGGAGUCAAUUCGAAAACGCUUUGAGAACUGCUGUCGCAUCUCUUGGCUUGAGCUACAAAGGUACAAGGACUGCAUCACUCGCCAUAACAGGCGUAUAUGGUCUCGAAGGACAAUGUUAUCCUGACAUCUACAAGACGCCCAAUCAGAGAGGGCCAGAUGACCCGCCGCAAAUCUAUCUGGCCCUCGAUUAUAGCCGAGCUGGCGUAUCAUCAUUCUUGGUAGAAGAGGAAUGCGGUGUUACGGAAGUGCUC